Messenger RNA from Gongylonema pulchrum, 835 nucleotides. The record is from the annotation of a GenBank genome assembly. Lineage: Eukaryota; Metazoa; Nematoda; Chromadorea; Rhabditida; Gongylonematidae.
AAAUUACCGUUUUUUCUUCAUAACAUACAGUUUUAAUGAAUAAGUGUUAUUUGAGAACAUUCCGAAGCUAAAGCGUUCCGUUGAGAACAUCAAGGAUCCGCUGUUCCGUUUCUUCGAACGAGAAGUUAAUCACGGCAUCCAUUUGUUGGCGGAUGUAAGAAGUGACUUAAUGGAGGUACACGAAGUUUGCAAGGGUGCACAGAAGCAAAGCAAUCACACUCGAGCGCUUACUUCAGCACUUAACAAAGGUCUCGUCCCAACUGAUUGGUUACGUUACACGGUACCGAAAGGUGUUACAGUUAUGACGUGGAUUCAUGAUUUCAUUGAACGAGUACGGCAACUUAUCAGACUGGCCGCAUCACCUUCGCUAAAGUCGAAUCAGUGGUCGCUUGAGGAGUUACACAUGCGCAUUGAAGUAGGCGUUGCCGAAGACCGACCUGACACUUUCAAAAUUGAAGCGUACAUUACUGCUACACGGCAAACUGUUGCGCAGUCGAAUCAGUGGUCGCUUGAGGAGCUACACAUGCGCAUUGAAGUAGGCGUCGCCGAAGACCGACCUGACACUUUCAAAAUUGAAGGUCUUCGCUUGAUGGGUGCCGCAUGUAAGAAAGGAAAUACGCUGGAGGUUGUAGAUGAAGUGAGUACAGAUCUGGAAAGCGUAGCACUUACCUGGGUGCGCGAAGCGAGCCCAACAAACAGCAUCACUUUGCCGGUCUAUCUGUACCAGGAUCGAAAGAAUUUACUAUUUACGCUCGACUUUGAUCCGGCCGCAAUUGAACGGACCACUUUCUAUGAGAGGAGCGUUGCUGUUGCAUCAAAUCACUCGAUGUCCUAG